Molecule: messenger RNA, 3353 nt
Organism: Nasonia vitripennis (jewel wasp)
Lineage: Eukaryota; Metazoa; Arthropoda; Insecta; Hymenoptera; Pteromalidae
Product: cytochrome P450 6k1
Exons: 5
Coding region: 581-2284 (567 amino acids)
Molecular function (GO): iron ion binding; oxidoreductase activity, acting on paired donors, with incorporation or reduction of molecular oxygen; heme binding
Source: RefSeq, a predicted model, not a curated record
AAAUCGGAAAAGAGCGCGAUCUCGUUUAAAAAGCUUCAUAGCUUCGUUGGACGUUUUUUGGCAAAACUUAGUUUAAGCAUUUUGAAAUAUUCAGUUGUAGUUUUAUUGUGGCGGGGGAAAGCCCGCAAGAGCAAACGCCGUGCGGCAGCGGGUCUGCUGCACUUUUUAUGACGAUGAGCCUCUCGGAUACGCGGUGCGGUGCGUUCAUUGCCUACGCAAAGUACGAGCUACAAAGACGGUCAUUAGGGAUUAUCGAGGGCGAGGCGCACUCCGAACCAUUAACGCAUACCUGGAUAUCGGCAGAGCUCCAGAGCUCCUCAGCUGCGAUCAGCCGCAGGGCCGCGUCAGCGAUCAGGUAUUGUAAAUCCUUCAGCGGAGGACAGCGUGCCAACUGCAGUUAGUUCUUUCCGAAUCGAGGAAGCGAGCAGUCGCCCGGUCGGAGGCUUCGCUGCAAUAGUUAUUUGAAAUAUUGAACGAGCUUGCACUUAUACUUUCCCUACUCUUCCCUACUUUCCGCACAAGAAACGUCUUCGAGUCUACGCAACGCACAUAAUCUUUUCAACUAAGCACGGCAUUAAUCAUGCUAAAUAACAAAUGCGAGAAAAGUGGCGAUUCACUAUACAAACACUAUUCACUACGCAAACACGCGACGCUCGCACAGGCCGAUAUCAGGGGAAAACUGCGCGGACGAGCAGUCAGUGCGCCUCCGACCGUCGCGGAUGCUGCAGUCAUUCCGGCCUACUAUUCUCUCGCGAUGGCCGUGCUGACGUCGGACUGGUGCCUGGAGGCGGCGAUUUGCGCGUCCGCUCUGCUGCUGGGCCUCUGCCUGCACGCGAGGAGGAAACACGACUACUGGAGAAAGCGAGGCGUGAAGUACGCGGAGCCGAGGUUCCUCUUCGGGAACGUGGCGGCCUGCCUGCUCGGGAAGAAGUCGCCGCACGACUUGAUCCGCGAGACGUACGAGAAGGGCGCGGGAGAGAAGGUCAUCGGACUGUACGUCUUCGACAAGCCGUACCUCAUACUGCGCGAUCCGGAGCUGAUCAAGUACGUCUUCAUCAAGGACUUCGGCAACUUCUCCAACAAGGUCCUGUGCGGCAAGCACACCGACGUCAUGAGCGCCGCCAACCUCUUCCUGGUGAACAACCCGCCCUGGAAGUACAUCAGGACGAAGAUCUCGCCGAUUUUCACCUCGGGAAAGCUCAAGAAGAUGUACGAGCUCAUGAUGGAGAUCUGCGUCGACCUGCAGGAUCACCUCGACAAGUUCGACAUCGACGAAAAAGUUGGAAAGCCGCUCGAAAUCAAGGAAAUCUGCUCGAGAUUCACGACCGAUCUGAUCGGCGCAACGGCGUACGGUCUGCAGCUGAACUCGCUGAAGGAUCCGGAUGCCAUCUUCCGCAAGAACGGCCGACAGGUCUUCAGAAGCAGCUUCAAGCGCUACCUGCAGUUGCUGGCUCUCUUCUUCAUACCUUCGCUUCGGCCCUACACCAACGCCAAGUUCUUCGAUGAAAAAGCAACCGAGUUUUUGCGCAACACCUUUGGGGAUGUGAUAAACCGGCGUAUGGAGUCCGGUGACAAGAGGGCAGACUUGGUGGACAUGCUGAUCGAAAUCAAGAAAAAGCAGGACAGGGACCCCAACGCUCAUUACAAAUUGGAAGGCGAUGCCUUGAUCGCUCAAGCAGCAGUAUUUUUCACUGGUGGCUUUGAGACGUCUUCGACGACGAUGUCUUUCGCUCUGUACGCACUGGCCAGGCAUCCCGAGAUUCAAGCGAAAUUGAGAACCGAGAUUUUGAACGCUCUGGAAACGCCUGGAGGACAGAUGUCUUACGAAAAGCUGAUGUCGCUACCUUAUCUGAAUAUGGUCGUCAAUGAGGCAUUGAGGUUGUAUCCUGUUCUUCCUUGGAUCGAUCGAAUUCCAGAAACGGACUACACGUUUCCCGGGACGAAUAUAACCGUCGAGAAGGGUGUUCCGUUAAUUUUGCCAAUGAGGACCCUGCAUCUGGACCCGGACUACUUUCCAGAUCCAGAUAAAUUCAUUCCUGAGCGAUUUUCCGAGGAGAACAAGAAGAAUAUCGUUCCGUGCACGUUCUUUCCAUUUGGCGAAGGACCACGCAAUUGCAUAGGUCUUCGAUUAGGUAUCAUUCAAUCGAAGCUUGGCAUAGUAAAUUUCCUCUCAAGAUAUGAACUGUCAAUUUGUAAGGAAACUGACUUCAAAAUAGAUCACAUGCACGUUUUAACACAAGCAAAAGGUGGCAUUUGUUUGAAUUUUAGAAAACUUCCGGCUUAAACUUAUUACUCAGAAAAAUAAUGUCAACCUGUGUAUAUAUGUUAUAAAUAGUUAAAUUUACUUAUAUGUUUAAAAAAAUUAUAAAACGAUUAGUUUAUGUAAGUUAUACCUAAUGUUUGACUAAACUAAAAUUGCACCAUCAUCAAUGCUGUUUCUUAUUCUUUACAGUAAAGAGGUAUUCAAGCUUUGCGAUAAAAAAAGCUUUCGGUUUUAUUGAAACACCUUAGAAAUAUCGGGGAAAUAUUAUACUUUUAUUACCAUAGCUAUUUGUUAUGUUCCUAAUUUUAAAAAUGCAUUCUUUAAAAUAAUUAAUAAAUUAUAAUAAUACGCACUACGAUAAUAAUGACUGUAUACCUACAUCAUCAAAUUAUGUACGACGAUUAAUAGGCGUCAAAAAUGUGUAUUGUACAGCUUUUAAAAUUAAUGGGGGUGCAGAUAUUAUGGGUUAUACAUUUUUAUUAUCCUAAAUAGUCUCUUGUUCAUACUGAAUUUUUUCGCUUACAAUUCAAUAUUUCUUACAGAGAGUAAAAUUGAUGAAUAUAGGUACUCAUUAUAUCGUGUGCCAUGUCAUUUGAAAUAAUAAUCGAGCUACUUCCCGCGUAGAUAUUUUAAGUAUAGGUAUAGCAAAGUCGUGUGCAAUUUGCAAUUGAAUUGUAGGCUUAGGUAAAUGAGUAAGUACAUAUAUAUUACGUUUCAUUAUUCAAAUAUUUUUAGUGUACCCGAUUGGAAAACAUAUACUAGCUUAUAGCUUUAGAUUAUUCCUUGUCAUGUGGUUAUCUAAUAUUCGUUUGCUAGUGUCUGUUUGAAUAUAAAAAUGGGCUUGCAAAUUUCCAUGUUCAUCAGUGUUGGCUGGAAAAUAGAGAAGAAUUCAAGUAGCACUUUUUUGGGCUGCAUUAUACCAUAUUUUCCUGCGGUUUCAAAAAAAGUUGGUGUAUAAUUUGAGGCACUAAGCGCAUCUUUCCUGAUGUAGAGUGAUAUAUAGUUGCACAAAUCAAUUUAUAGAAGCGGUCACAUUUGUCUUACAUAAUGUUUAGUAAAGACUAUUAUACUAUACGGAGGAUUAUUUUUA